AGUAACAAUCUCGUGCAAAAUCGAAAGACGACCAGAUGUUCCCACAAGUAUUAGAACCAAAGACAAUCAUUAUUCGAGAGGGAGACAUUGUGCCGGACUCAAUAUGUUAACAAAAUCAGCAGCACCAUAUUUGCUAGCGUUCAUCACAUUGGCGUUUCUGCCAACAUCUACCGAUGGAUUUGGCGUUCACCCGAAGGGAUCUCUGUCGUCGCUUCUGAGCGAAAACAGCCGGGGGAUCACCAGUAGCCGACUCCAAUACCAAAACGAAGAAUCGCCAACGUCUUCCACUACGAGCACGAAAGAAAGAAUAGAAGGCAGCCAAGCGAAUACAAUCGACCAAGAAUGGGGUCUACGCGAAGACUGGGCACUCCAAGACUCUGUGCCUCGAUAUACUGUUGGAACGAAUGCAUUUACCUUUUGGACACAGCUACGACAUUCCAUCCCUGAGCUCGCUAGAUGGCCAGAAGAAGUACUCGAGAAGAAAUACAAGGAAUGGUACAGUCUAUCAAAAGAUUCUCUGCUGAUAGACUGCGGUCCCUCCCCUACCCUAUUAUCUGACUGGUGGGUAAAGUCCUCCGACGACGCGAUGAUGAUGGGAGGCUCACUUCCAAACGGAUCAAAGAUUUGGUUUCCUUUAAAAUAUGCCGGGACCCUCGGGGAUGAUCCCACGAGAAUUUCCUCUUCCGAAGGUCUCACCAAGGAUACCCUCGAUGACUUUUACAUUUCCUCGUUCAUGACAUUGCACACAUCGUCCUAUGCAGAAUCGACAGGCGGAGUCGUCUACGAUCUUGGUUUCCCCCGCUGUGAGGCAAACAAGAUCCACGGUCCUCGGACCGAUGACAAUGGCACGACGAGACCAGCGAGAAAAUUGGAGCAGAUCGAUGCGGUGCAGGACGAAUCGGUUGGCCUCGGAGUGAAACAACUGGAGAAACUGCGCGACGGCGCGGUCUCGAAGGCGACGCAAAACGUGGGGGCUAUUCUUGCUGCCUCCACGUUGUCCGCCUGUGUUGCCCUGGGAUACGCGGCGGGCCACAAUUCGUCUCCCCCCGUUUCAGCGAUGCAGAAUCGACAAGGAGCUAUGGUGACAGCUGCUGCAAAUGGCAGCAACAAAGACAAGAUUUCCUACUACACAUCAACGAGCGUGUCCCGGCUGGAACCGACCGUGAGCGAACAGCGUGCCCGGGUAGAGCUGAAGGUCGGACGAGACAAACGAAGCCUCGUCUUGAUGCAAGAGCGAUUAAAGGCAGACGAGCUAGAACUAGAGAACUUGCGAAAGGAAGAGUCACGCUUAGAGGCGAUCGAGUGGGGAUUUCAGAAAUGAGAAGCAUCGGCUCGGAGUAGAGUAGUACUGUAUAGUAAUAUGUGAAAGACAACUUGUUAUAUUUUUGAUUGGAAUGCUAAUAAAGAUCAAAGCCGUUA
This is a messenger RNA of Pseudo-nitzschia multistriata, 1419 nucleotides long. The record is from the annotation of a GenBank genome assembly. Lineage: Eukaryota; Bacillariophyta; Bacillariophyceae; Bacillariales; Bacillariaceae.